Molecule: messenger RNA, 264 nt
Organism: Neurospora tetraspora
Lineage: Eukaryota; Fungi; Ascomycota; Sordariomycetes; Sordariales; Sordariaceae
Exons: 1
Coding region: 1-264 (87 amino acids)
Biological process (GO): transmembrane transport; carbohydrate transport
Cellular component (GO): membrane
Molecular function (GO): carbohydrate:proton symporter activity
Source: RefSeq, a predicted model, not a curated record
AUGAAAUACUGGAAGCAACAUUUCUCCACUGGCUAUACGGAUGUCAAUGGGAAAUUGACCAUUAGCCCCUCGCAAUCUUCCCUUAUCGUCUCUAUCCUUUCGACUGGUACCUUUGUCGGUGCUUUGGCUUCUCCCUUGCUGGCGGAUAAGAUAGGUCGGCGAUGGGGUCUCAUCAUAUCCUCUUGGGUCUUCAACUUUGGCGUCUUGAUGCAAGUGAUUUCUGUCGCCAUCCCUCUCUUUGUGGCUGGCAGAUUCUUUGGGUGA